AUGGCUACAGAGGCAGUGGAUAUUCCAGAGGAGCAAUUGAAUGGUCAACCGCAGGGAGUUGAAGAUGAGGAGGACAUCGCCGCGAUGAAGAAAAGAGUCGCAGAAAUGGAGUCCGAAGCAGCCAAACUACGCGAAAUGCAACAGACCCUAGACGCCGAAUCAGAAAGCCUACGAGAAGAUAAAGAAGAUAUUGACGCUCGAAGCAUAUUCGUCGGAAACGUGGACUACGGUGCGUCGCCGGAGGAGAUUCAGGCGCAUUUCCAGAGUUGCGGGUCGAUUAAUCGCGUGACGAUUUUGCUGGAUAAGUUUACGGGCCAUCCCAAAGGAUACGCCUAUGUCGAGUUUGCAGAGCCCAGCCUGGUUGCGCAGGCUUUGGUACUGAACGAGAGUGUGUUCCGCGGACGUAACCUGAAGGUCACACCUAAGCGUACCAAUGUACCUGGCAUGGCCAGAGGUCGAGGCCGAGGCCGUGGUGGCCGUGGUGGCUUCGGUCGCGGUGGCUUCCCACACCGCGGCGCCUACCGUGGUGGCGGUGGUUAUCGUGGUCGUGGCCGUGGAUAUGCGCCUUACUAA
This is a messenger RNA of Talaromyces marneffei, 573 nucleotides long. RefSeq lists its product as uncharacterized. Lineage: Eukaryota; Fungi; Ascomycota; Eurotiomycetes; Eurotiales; Trichocomaceae. Gene Ontology annotation, molecular function: RNA binding. The transcript has 4 exons. The coding region runs from base 1 to 573 and encodes 190 amino acids. The record is from RefSeq and is a predicted model, not a curated record.